AUGUUAUUAUUCUUUAUCUUAGGAUGCAAAUGUAUUGAAAAUUUAUUUUUGUAUACAAUAAAAGAAAGAAACAGGGCCUAUAUUCUUUUAUUUAUUCAUAAAGAUAUUUAUGGUGAUUAUGAUAUAAGUCUAAAGAUAAAAGAUGGAAAAUAUAAAAUUAAUAAAAAACCGCUCUAUUUAAAUGACGGUAACAAAAUGUAUUUCUAUGAAAAAGUUGCAAAGAUGUUUUUUAAACCUGUAUUUAAUCCUGAUGACUAUGUCAUGAGAAUCUCAGACUACAUUUCAACUAAAAUUCCUAUAAUAAGUACAUCUCUGUUAUUUAUACCGUUAAGAUUUCAUUUAGUUGAAAUUGAACGGUUGAUUAUUGGUCAAGAUUUUGCAUCUUCUCGUUAUUAUACAUUUUCUGAUAAGAGGCUACUGAUUAAUUAUUAUAUUGCAAAAUGUUUGCGAUCACUAAAUCAUCUUGACCAUAUUUGUAUCAACUUCCCCGUCCCAAAAACAAUUUAUGAAUUCAAAAAUUCUAUUUGCUAUUUACGAGAUAUUUAUUUGAGAGCUGAAUAUUUGAGAGAGGCUUAUAUAAAAUUUAUUAACGACGUUAGAAAUUAUGAUGUAAACGAUUGA
Molecule: messenger RNA, 621 nt
Organism: Vairimorpha ceranae
Lineage: Eukaryota; Fungi; Microsporidia; Nosematidae
Exons: 1
Coding region: 1-621 (206 amino acids)
Source: RefSeq, a predicted model, not a curated record